Messenger RNA from Bombyx mori (domestic silkworm), 3338 nucleotides. RefSeq names its product elongation of very long chain fatty acids protein 7. Gene Ontology annotation, biological process: fatty acid elongation, saturated fatty acid; fatty acid elongation, monounsaturated fatty acid; sphingolipid biosynthetic process. The coding region runs from base 144 to 1160 and encodes 338 amino acids. The record is from RefSeq and is a predicted model, not a curated record. The transcript is spliced from 7 exons. Lineage: Eukaryota; Metazoa; Arthropoda; Insecta; Lepidoptera; Bombycidae. Gene Ontology annotation, cellular component: endoplasmic reticulum membrane. Gene Ontology annotation, molecular function: fatty acid elongase activity.
GUGUUAGAAGUUUAUUGUAUAUUAGUAAAGCGGUCGAUACACCGCAGUGCUGCUUCACGCGCGACGUCAAACGGACGGUUCUGUAUUUUCGUUUAUCAAACCUAUUCCGAGCGACUUAAAGGGUUUCACGGGUGUUAUUGAAAAUGAGUUACAUAGAAAAAGUCGACAGUUACCUGGAUUCCUUGAAAGUUGGAAAAAGUGCCAUGGUAGAUUCUUGGUUCAUGAUGUCGAGCCCGAUGCCGAUACUGUCAGUAGUAGCAGUCUACCUCAUCCUGAUCAGGAUUGGACCGAGGAUCAUGAAAAAUCGACAGCCGCUCCAAAUGAACAAGUUCAUGGCCUAUUACAAUGCUUCUCAAGUUCUUCUGGCAGCCAUGAUAUGUUUUAAGGUCUUCAAUCUGAAUCUGUUUAGAGAUGGAAUUGUGUAUGCAGGCUGCAGAUAUCCAUCGAAUACACAAAAUUCAAUGUUACUUGACUUAGGCUGGUGGUACUUCUUUGCAAAGUUCACUGAACUUCUCGACACUGUAUUUUUUGUGCUACGAAAGAAAAAUAAGCAGAUCACGUUUUUACACGUCUAUCAUCACGUGAUCAUGGCCCUUUAUUCCUGGAGCUAUUUAAAGUUUGCAGCUGGCGGCGAGGGUGCAGUACUGGCCCUGCUGAACUCUGUAGUGCACGUCAUCAUGUACACUUACUACCUGCUGUCCGGUCUCGGACCACGUUUCCAGAAGUAUCUGUGGUGGAAGAAAUACGUGACCAAGAUGCAACUUAUACAAUUCGUGUUGAUGUUGGCAUAUUGCGCUUUCACACAUUUCUCGCCGCGAUGCCAAUACGCCGCAGGAUUUACGUACUUCAUAUGCACUAAUAUAACAAUAUUCUUGUUUCUGUUUCUCAAUUUCUAUUCGAAGAGUUACAAAGGAAACGAGAAGGAGCUAAAAGAAAAACAGAACCUUGAUGGAACGAAAGCUGACGGUUGCAAUAAUGGUUAUUCUGUAAAUGGUGCUUGUGGGAAUGCCUGUAAAUUUGCUAGUUUAGAAGAUGUACCGCACAAUGUUACUGUCCCGUGUGGUGAUUUCACGAAGAACGGAAAAGUCUUCCUCAGUAGACGUACUGCAAAAGCUGCCUUCGGAGACAAACUUGAUUACGAUAGUAUUAUUAAGAAAUGAAUAAGUUCCUAAUUCAAAGAGUCAUUGAGACUGAUGCUGUGAUGUGAGGGGACGUAAUAGUUGAUGUGAAUUUUAUUAAUGUAAAUGAAUGAUAUAAUUUUAAAGAAAUUAUUAAGAAAUCUUUUGAAAACGACGAAAUGACAAUUAGAUUAAACUAGAAUAUACCCAGUGAACGAGAUUCGAUCGUAAUCAUUGACACUCCAGGACUUAGGUUCGCUAAGUUUAUUACAUUUUUCUGUUUUGCUUUGAUGUUGACAGUUAAAAAUAACUUUUUUCUUUUUUAAAUAUGAGCACUAACAAAAUAAACUACUAAUAAAAAAUAUUGAAAAUGGUACUUAUACAUCAUACAUAGUCAAAAGCAUAACAGUUCAGUACCAUAAUACAUAUUAUUAUAUGUAUAUUCGGUAUGUUUUGAUCGUUCGAAAGAUUUCUUCUUACGAAUAUUCUAAUUAUAAGUAUAUGAUUUAUGUUUACGUCACGAUGUUUUAAUGUAAGAACGCUAUAUACAUAUAUUAAUUGAAUAAAUUGAGGAAAAUCAGAUCAGUGAUAAAAAUUGGCUUAACCAAUUGCGUUGAAAAGCCAACCGCACAACAAAAGGGGGUUACUCAAAUGAGCUUACUUUCAAUGCAUAAUUUUCAAUGCACGAUUUUUAAUAGGGAAUACACUUAUAGGUAAAAACUGACAAAACAUAAACCGAACCAAGCUAUCAUUUUGUUUUCAAUUCAGUGAGCUUUAGUAGUGUAGUGUUAUGGUUUAUUCACACACUUCUCACAUUAAAAUUGCAGGUAUUUUUUUAGUAAUUUAGUGUUUUUAAAUAGAAACGGUAUACUCUUAAGCUACACAUAGAAGUUAUUCUACUGCAAUUUAACCAAGAAAUUAAACAUUUGGACGUGAUUAAGCAAAAAGGUGCAAUAAAUAAUCAUUACGUUUGUAAAAAAAUAUUUAGUAUUUUGAACUGGUUCAGAACUAAUUUUCGUAAUGGUACGACACAGUAUAGUUUGAUUUUUCAAUGCAGGACCUACAAGGAUUUAUCAGCCAGAGCAUAAGUAUGUAAUCCAAACUAAAUUGUAACAUUACGGGCUAUCAAUAUAUUAUAAAGAUGAUUAAAAUAAUUAAUAAUUGUGGAACGCGAACGUAGAAUACUUAAAAACCAAAUAUGAUCGAACCGUGAACUAGGUAGUAAACGUAGGAUAUGUUAGAAUUAUUGGUACCGUCGUGCUAAGUCGUCGCGGCCUAAAGGAUAAGACGUCCGGUGCAUUCGUGUGUAGCGAUGCAACGGUGUUCGAAUCCCGCAGGCGGGUACAAAUUUUUCUAAUGAAAUACGUACUUAACAAAUGUUCACGAUUGACUUCCGCGGUGAAGGAAUAACAUCGUGUAAUAAAAAUCAAACCCGUAAAUUAUAAUUUGCGUAAUCACUGGUGGUAGGACCUCUUGUGAGUCCGCACGGGUAGGUACCACUACCCCGCCUAUUUCUGCCGCGAAGCAGUAAUGCAUUUCGGUUUGAAGGGAAGGCAGUCGUUGUAACUAUACUGAGACCUUAAAACUCAUAUCUCUAUCUCCAGUAACCACUUAACACCAGAUGUCCUGUGAGCUCGUCCACUCAUCUAAGCAAUAAAAAAAAACUGACGUGAUCUGAACACGCAACCUUCCGAUUGAUUACAAUCUCUAAACAAAGACCGGACGUGAGUUUUGAAGGUUCGGCAAAGAGUAAAUCAUCCACCGAGCGAGUAUUUAAAUCCUCUAUAGAUCGACAAUCCAAAUAUUAGUAUUCCGUACUGGUUGGUAUUUAUGUAAGCAUAUCUUCUAAUAUCGUUAGCGCAAUUUAGGCAUUUGUCACAUAUCUUCUGUUCUAUAUGAUAACUACUGCUACAAUGUUAAGUAACUAUAGAAUGUACACUUUAAAAAUUAUUGAAUAUUUUUUUGAAUAAAUAUUUUUUGCUUGACGCUGCCGAUUUAAUAAACAGUUAAUUUCCGUCCAAAAUGUGCUGGAAAGAGAAAUUCUAUGGCCUAUGUAAAUUCGUAAUUUGUUUAUAAGGUUAAGAUAAAAUCUUUUGUCUAAUAAUAAAAAAUAAAAAAAUAAGUAGAGGCCGCUGUUUUUAACUUUAUGUUGUUAUAUUAAGAUGAUGUCACAUAUCUGUCGAGCGUACCAUUAAAAUUAAAAAUAACUAUAUAAAUUGU